Xyrauchen texanus (razorback sucker) is the source of this 3432-nucleotide messenger RNA. Its product is annotated as WW domain-binding protein 1-like. The record is from RefSeq and is a predicted model, not a curated record. NCBI's taxonomy places the organism in Eukaryota, Metazoa, Chordata, Actinopteri, Cypriniformes, Catostomidae.
UGGUUUGUGCUGCCAUCUGUCUGUAGAUAAUGUGAAAUCACAUUCAUGAACACAAACAUGUCUCUCGACUCUCACAUUGGCGUUCAUCGCGUCUUUUGAACUGAAGCUUGAUGCUCGUUGAGUUUGAAGUGAAAAGCGCAGAAAGAUGUCGCAGAAGAUGCUGCCCUUUUUCCUGGGGCUCCUCGUUUGCACCGGGACGUGUUUGGUUCAGGGGAAGGAGUUUUGUUUUGGUGUGAACAAUGAACAGUACCGCUGUGAGAUGGGCUACUGUUGUGGAGAGACCGAGUGCUGCACCUACUAUUACGAGCUGUGGUGGUUCUGGUUGGUGUGGACACUCAUCAUUAUGCUGAGCUGCUGCUGCGCGUACAGACACCGGCGUGUGAAGAUGCGUCUGCAGCAGGAGCAGAGACAGCGCGAGAUCAGCCUCAUGGCGUAUCAGGGCGCGUCCAGCUCCUUCAUCACUCCUCCACCUCUGAACCUGCGUUUCUGGAGCGACUGCAAGCUGCCCGACUACGAGGAGGUUGUAGGUCACCCCCCAACCCCCCCUCCACCCUACUCCGAGAUCCCCGGACGUCCCACACCCAGUGAGCAGUCUGAGGCAGCAGUGGUGCUCGAGCCCCCCACGGAGGAGAUGGCCUGCGAUUGGUCGGAUCGGGAUGCAGCGGCUGGCACGGAUGAUUCAGAAGAACUGAACACUCGUCGCAGACACGUGACAGGUGAUUCGGGCAUUGAGGUGUGCGUGUGCCAACUGGACGUGGAUGAGGAGGAGGAGGGCAGGGUGUGCCAGGGAUUGGGCGAUGCGUGCUGCUCUGAGCGUCCGGCCCUCGUGAAUAAAGAACUGUCGCCUGAAGCCGACGGCGCUGCCGACCGACUCGUCUGAUUCCUGCAAUAAAACAUGCAAAUAAUAAGACAGUUUGUGCACAAACCGCGUGACGGGCAAACGUUAAUUUCAUUGGAUAUUUCUGCAGUGUGACGCCGGCAUGUCUGUUUGUUUCUCGUGCUGUUUCUCUGACACACACACACACACACACACACACACACACACACAUACACUGAUAGAAUGAUCAAGAGACGAGUGUUUGUUUUUCACACAGCUGCACCAUGACAUCACCACAGUGACUGUCGCAUGUGCAGCUCCUCCAGAGAAACACACAUUUCAGCAGGGUUUUAAAGAUGAAAUCAACAGCAGUUUAGAGGUGAUAAUUGGACGUGUAUUCUGUUGUGCUCAGCAUGUAAUGUGAGAAUCUUGAAAAACUCCAUGAGUCUCUAUCACUAUCAUUAAAGGAAUAGUUCACCCAAAAAUCAUUAACUCUCUCUUAUGCCGUCUCAAACCCAUAUGAAUUUCUUUCUUCAGAUAACAUAAACAAAGAUGUUCUAAUAGAGAAAAUCAGAAGUCAAUGGGGAUACUUGCAUUGUAUGGAUAUAAACGCCUCAUAUCUCCAUCAAAAUAUCUUAGUUUGUGUUCUGCUUAAGAAAGCCAUAUGAGUUUGAGACAGCAUAAGGGUGAGUAAAUGAUGAGAGAAUUAUAAUUUUUAGAUGCACUGCUCCUUUAACGUGUCUCUCAGUUCUUGAUGUGCUGCUACUGCAGUCGUACGCUGCGGUGUGAAACGCUGCGUUAGUUUCACACCGCUCAUGUGUAAGCAGGCGUCCCGUGACGUGUUUUGUUUCAGUAACAGAGACACUGAGUUGUGGAUCAGAGCACCUCAGUGUCACAUGAAUCUAAUACUUCUAGAUGAAAUACUGAGUGAUGGCAUGUGAAAACACACGUUAAAGCUCGCAGAAGAUCUCUCGCAUACACACUUGUGGAAAUAUGCUUUCUGGUCAUCGCCGGAUAACACGUCAAAGUUUCUGCUGAAGGUCACAACGCAAUGCCAGAUGACCACAUGAUGCUUUGCAUGAAUAGUUAGUAAAAUGAAAGCACAAAUCUGAUCAACUGUGUGCCGGUGGGCUAUCUGCCCAUUCCUGCACACUGAAACUCCGUCAGGUUUAGACCCUUGAUUUGCAGUUUGAGGGGUGAUUCUCACGAAACCUGUUAAGAAAAUGUCCUGGUCAUAUUUCACCCCGAAUCAAUACAAAAAUGUUUUGCAUUAUGACAUGACAUUUUUUAGUUUUAUUUGUUUUUUGACACAGUCGUUACAGUUAAAAGAAGCUGUUGUACAUCCGUGGAAAGAAAGGCAGUUUCCUUGACCCGUUCUGUGAGAAUCACCCCCAUUUAAAGUUCAGUUUAUAGUUGCAUGAUGUUUGUACGGCAGUUAAUAAACAUACAUUUUAUUUCAUGUUUAAACUUAUGAGGGACUGUGUUCAGACAGCAAACAGACACUCACAUGUUUACCUGCAUUAAAGGGCUACAAACACACACACACACACUCACACACUUCGAGAGGCUGUUUAGUGAUGUUGUCAUUAUUUUAGCAACACUGAAUGUGUGCGCGUGUUUUCAGGGUGUCUUUAUUUUGUGUGUGUUGCACUGAAGCUGUUGAGAUUAACCGCCAUCUGUCGUACUCUUGGAAUUUCUUCCACUCGUCCACAACUUACACAAAGUUUACACAUUGUGUGCCUUUCCCAAUGAAAAAUACAAGAACUAUCUAACUAGGCUAUGCAAAAAAAAAAAACAACUCUGUUGUGCACCGCGGGUACACUCUGUGGUGUUCAGUACAGCAAUACCGAUCUCAACGGCUUUUUUCAUGUACGCUUAACUCGGUUUUUGUCUGAUACAAGCAAACCGUUUAUUGCCACUAUGGACCGUUAUUUCUUAGGUUUAUACUUUGGUUAAUCUGUCUCAUGUGUUAAUGAAUUUAAACAAUGACGUUUUUUUUCUCAUUCAUUUUACUCGUUAAUAAACGCCUCCGUAUGUGACACAUUAUUUCCAAUUACUGACCAGUUUUGGAUUUGUAAAGCUCAGUAAUUGGACAUGGAGAUGUUUUGUUUCAGCAGUGAUGACUGUUUUAUUAUGCUGAUGAUGAUGCAGCGCUCUGGUAUCUUAAGACUUGAGCAGCUCAAAUAUUUAAUAUCGAGCCAAAUCACAGUUCAGACCUGUCUCAUCUACAGCAGAACGCUCACUUACACUUCGAUAAACCAAGUCGACCUGUUUUUACUCAAUAAUUUGUAAUAAAUAUUAGUGCUCAGCUAAAAUGUGUACCAUGUAUGUAAUGUACUCAAGCAGUUGACAGUGGCUUAAUUUCAUUGAGAUUUUUCCUCAUCGCAGAUUUAAGUGUGUGGUGAUUUUUGCCAAACAGAAACCUGAUGCUUGACAGAAGUGAUGUUUGAUUUCCUGUGAUGUAGAAGGAAAACUUGAGCACUGAUAGCUGAGUGGCGUUUUCUACUGUCAGGUUUAUUUAGUAAGAUGUCUGCUGUGUUACUCUAUAGUCAUUUGUAUUUUAUUUUUGUAAUAAAAAAUAAACCAGCUUUGGCUCUCAACUGUUUGGAUUCCUG